AUGCCCAGCGAGCCGCCGGCCGACGUCGCACCCGCCGCGCUGCUCACAGCGCUGCGCCGCGCCGCCGCCGCGCCCGCCAAGCCGCUCGUGCGCGGCACCGACUUCGACGUCGCCGCCGAUGCGCCGCUGCGCCUCACCUCGUGGCGCGUCGCCGAGUUUGCCUACCGCAAGGCUCAGCGCAUCGGCGUCGCGGCCGACGACGAGCUGCCGACGCUGGCGCGCGGGCUGUUCACCGCUGGAGGCGUGGCAGAGGGCGGGGCCGAGAGUGCGGCUGGUGGUGCAGGCGAUGGCGCAGGCGAUGGCAGCGCAGACGGGCCAGCACCGGCCGGGCCGGCACGCAUCGUCGUACGCGGCUACGACAAGUUCUUCAACGUCGGCGAGCUGCCGUGGACACGCCCCGAGGCGAUCGCGGCGCACAGCGCGCCGCCAUACGUGGCUACGUUCAAGGAGAACGGCUGCAUCAUCUUCAUCGCCGCAGUCGACGCGCGCUCGCUCGUCGUCUGCUCGAAGCACUCGCUCGGCGCACGCCCCGACACGGAGCGCAGCCACGCGCAGGUCGGCGAGGCGUGGCUGGCGCGCCACCUCGCCGCCGCCGGGCGCACGCGCGAGGCGCUCGCCGCCGAGCUGUAUGCGCGCAACAUGACGGCCGUCGCCGAGCUGUGCGACGACUCCUUCGAGGAGCACGUGCUGGCGUACUCGGCGGCACGCAGCGGCCUGCACCUGCACGGCCUGAACAGCAACACCGUCGCCUUCCGCACGGCGCCCGUCGAGGAUGUCGCCAAAUUCGCCGCCGCGUGGGGCUUCCUGCCGCCGCGCUGGCGCUCCUUUGCCGAUCUGCGCGCGCUGCAGGCCUUCACCGACGCCGUCGGCGAGACGGGCGCGUGGGAAGGCGAGGCCAUCGAGGGCUUCGUCGUGCGCACCAGGAUGCCCGCGGUCGACGCCGACAGGGCGCCGGCGGCCUCGAGCUCCACAGCACGCCCGCCGUACGGGCCCGGGCAGGACUGGUUCUUCAAGGUCAAGUACGAGGAGCCGUACCUGAUGUACCGCGACUGGCGCGAGCUCACGCGCACGACGCUUGCGGAGCACAAGGCGUGGAAGGAGCAAGUGCAGGCCGCACGCGAGCGCCAGCAGGCCCGCGCUGGCGCAGCCAAGGCCAGCGAGGCGCAGCGCGAAGCUGCGCCAGCCGUCAAGCCAGCAGAGCCAGCCCUGCCGCCUAAGAGUGCCGAGUCAGAAACGCCGCCGCAGCAGGCCGCGUCUGCCGAUGCACCGCCAGCCGAGAAGCUGAGCAAGAACGCGGCCAAAAAGCUGGCGAAGGCGGCGCACCGCGCAGACGAUGCCAAGCGCAAGGCGGCCGGCGAGAUCGCCAAGCCCGCAGCAGGCUCAGGAGCCGCACUGCCGCCGCCACCGCCGCCAGUCAAGCCGCGCUCCUCGCGGCCCGAGACAAAGGUGUACGUGCACUGGGUGCACGCGCGCGUGUACGGCUCGCCAGACGGGCGCGUCCGGCCGGAGCCCGCACUCUUUGCGCACUUCGACAGCGGGCGCGGCAUCAUUGCGCUGCGCGAGCGCUACCUCGAGUGGCUGCAGACCGAGGAGGGCCGGCAGGAGCUGCUCGCCGUCGGCGGCACCGUGGCAGAGCGGCCGCGCAGCGAUCCCUUCACGCACACCCUCGUCGUGCCCGUCGGCGUGCCCGGCUGCGGCAAGACGGUGCUGUCCCUGGCGCUGGCGCACCUCUUUCCCGAUGUGCUGCACCAGCAGGCCGACGACGUGACCGGCAAGAAGGCCGGGCCCGCCUUCAUCCGCGCCAUCGGCAAGGCGCUCGGCAGCAGCACGACCGUCAUCGCCGACCGCAACAAUCACUGCUUCCGGCAUCGCACCGAGCUCGUCGACGAGGCACGCAAGUUUGAGACGCGCGCGCUGCAGAUCGCCGCCGCCAAGGCCAAGAGCAAGCCCGACGCCGAGCAAGCCAAGCCAGCGUCUGCGCCGCGCGUGCGGCUUGUCGCGCUGGCCUAUGCGCUCGAGACGGUACCUCUCAACACGCUGCACCGCGUGUGCUCGCAGCGCAUCCUGGCGCGCGGCCGGAACCACCAGUCGCUGCGCGCCGACGCCAAGGGCGCGUCAGGCACCAAGGAGCACGAGGUGAUCCUGUGGCGCUUCCUCGAGGAGGUGCAGCCGUUUCAGACUGGCGGCAAGGGCGAGGGCACCGAGGGCGCGGCCGACGAGCGCUUCGACGACGUCGUGCGCCUCGACGUGCAGGCCAGCGAAGGGGACAACCUGGCCAAGGCCGUCGACGCGCUCGUGCCGCUGCUCGGCUGCGAGCGGCCGCGCGACGAGGCGCUCGCGGCGGCGCUCGCACAUGCGCACGCAUACAAGGCACCAGUCACGCGCAAGGGCAAGGAUGCAGCGCCCGCGGAAGGCGAGGCCGAGAGCGCCACGACUGUCAAGGGCGCGCGCUACUACGGCCUCACCGUCGAGGUCGACCCGUUCGCCGCCCUGGCGCCCAUCCUGCGCGCCCGCGCCGCCGACUCGCCGGCGCACGCCGAGGCGCGCGACUUUCUGCAGCGCCUCUCGCGCGACGGGCGCAUCAACAAGAGCCCGCACGUCACGCUCGUGCACCACAUGGAGCUGUGCAAGCCGAGCGAGGACGCGCCCGAGGCGCCGCUGCAGCCGACGCCCGAGCAGCAGCACGCGCAGGCCAAGUGGGAGCGCUACGCGGCGCUGUGCGCGCCCGGCGCCGCCGAGGCGCAGUUUGCCAUCCACCUCGACCGCAUCGCCUGGGACGGGCGCGUCAUGACGUUUGGCGUCGGCCACGUCGAGAGCGGCGAGCUGCGCGACUUUGACACGCUGCAGCGCGGGCCGCGCGGCGACGCCGACGGCGCCUGGACGCCGCACGUCACCAUCGGCACGGUUAGCGACGAGGUGCGGCCGUUCGAGGCGAACCGCGUGCUGCGCGACGCCGACGCGGGCGCCGGCGAGGGUGUGCAGCUGCUGCGCCUCGAGAACGCCGAGCUCGUGGCGACGGGCUGGCUGCGCGGCAUGUUCCGCUGAGGCCGCCGCAGUGAUGCUGCGAUGAGGCCAUCGCUGCGAUGGCCCGCCGAGACUCGCCUACCGCAAUGCCGACCCACACGUCACCCACACACGCUUCUGUAGUACAUCAUUUGCUCUGCCCGGCGUGUCAGCAGCAAGCACGGUUGACCUCGGCCGCACCACUCACCACGCUACCGCACAUCGCCCCCUUCCACGCGCCGGUGCUGCGCCGUGGGCUGCAUCUGCUGGAAGCGCUG
Messenger RNA from Tilletiopsis washingtonensis, 3281 nucleotides. RefSeq lists its product as hypothetical. Gene Ontology annotation, molecular function: RNA ligase (ATP) activity; ATP binding. The coding region runs from base 1 to 3045 and encodes 1014 amino acids. Gene Ontology annotation, biological process: tRNA splicing, via endonucleolytic cleavage and ligation. Gene Ontology annotation, cellular component: nuclear inner membrane. The transcript is spliced from 3 exons. The record is from RefSeq and is a predicted model, not a curated record. Lineage: Eukaryota; Fungi; Basidiomycota; Exobasidiomycetes; Entylomatales.